AUGGUCAUAUCGACGAAUCAGAUACCAGAGUCUGACUGGAGCGUCGGGAAAAGGCCUAAAAAACGUCACUGGUUUUUCAAGAUCCAACGACACAACAAAGUAGCACACACGACCUCCCACGACGACCGCCUGACGACCGACCACGAUCGCUUUGCCUUUCGGCCAUUUCAUACACAGAAUAUUGUCCCUAAAACACCCGCCACAACCGCCAUCAUGUCGUUCUUUGGUAUGGGCCGCCCGCAGCUCUCGUCGGCCGAGAAGAUUGCGGCCGUCGAGGCCGAGAUGAAGAUGAUGUCCGACAUGCACAACCGCCUUAUCAAGGCCUGUGCCGCCAAGUGCGUGCCCACCGACUACCGCGAGAGCGAGCUCAACAAGGGCGAGAGCGUCUGCCUGGACCGCUGCGCGGCCAAGUUCUUUGCCGUGCACAUGAACGUGUCGGAGCACAUGCAGCAGGAGGCGGCAAAGCGCAAUGCCGGCGGCGGCGGCGGUAUGUUCUAA
This is a messenger RNA of Sporothrix schenckii 1099-18, 498 nucleotides long. RefSeq lists its product as uncharacterized. Gene Ontology annotation, biological process: protein insertion into mitochondrial inner membrane. NCBI's taxonomy places the organism in Eukaryota, Fungi, Ascomycota, Sordariomycetes, Ophiostomatales, Ophiostomataceae. The transcript is spliced from 2 exons. The record is from RefSeq and is a predicted model, not a curated record. Gene Ontology annotation, cellular component: mitochondrial inner membrane. The coding region runs from base 1 to 498 and encodes 165 amino acids.